Magallana angulata is the source of this 7150-nucleotide messenger RNA. Its product is annotated as autophagy-related protein 2 homolog B-like. Bases 123 to 6278 code for a protein of 2051 amino acids. The transcript is spliced from 41 exons. Gene Ontology annotation, biological process: reticulophagy; autophagy of mitochondrion; autophagosome assembly. Gene Ontology annotation, molecular function: phosphatidylinositol-3-phosphate binding. Gene Ontology annotation, cellular component: phagophore assembly site; extrinsic component of membrane. NCBI's taxonomy places the organism in Eukaryota, Metazoa, Mollusca, Bivalvia, Ostreida, Ostreidae. The record is from RefSeq and is a predicted model, not a curated record.
UCAAACUACGUCAGAACUGUAAAUAAAGAGAAAUGUAUUGCUCACUUACUGUCAAUGUUUACGUUUUCUGAGCAAUGUAAUUCUGUGAUAUUUGAUACACUUUUAUAUUCAAAUGUAAGAAAAUGCCUUGGACAUUUCCAUGGACAGAAUUUUUGAAGAAAAGAGCAUGUCGAUACCUUUUACAACAUUAUUUGGGACAGUUUUUGAAAGAGAAACUGUCUCUAGAUCAACUGAGUGUUGAUCUGUACAAUGGAAGAGGCUCGAUCAAAGAUUUGGAGCUGGAUGUGGAGGCUUUGAAUGAAGCCUUGGAUUCCAGCAGUGUACCACUAGAGAUCGUGGAUGGCUUCAUUAACCAAAUCUCCGUGUCUGUUCCCUGGACCAAUCUGAUCCAGAGCAGCACAGAGAUGGAGAUCCAGGGACUAGAGAUCACAGUACAGCCCAAACAGCGCAUGGAAAAUGUGGGAGGCCUGGAGACCAUGUUCAACAGCAUGUGCAGCAUGACCAGCAGUCUACAGAUAGCAGAGGACUGCCUCAAGUCCACAUCAGACGCAGACCAGGGCCAGGACCUGGGCACACCUUUUGAGGGUGUGCAGAAGUUUGCCCAGACCAUUGAUUCUGUGCUGUGCAGGGUUAAGGUCACCUUGAUUGACACAGUUGUGAGGGUGGAGCACCUCCCUGACUCAGCAGAGAAGGGCGUGGCACUUGAAAUCAAAAUCAAACGAAUAGAGUACUUUGACGACAUGGCGAAGGAGGAGGGCAGUCCCGUGGAUGAUUCCUCCAGAACCACGUGGGAGCCAGCAGCCAUCGCCCACAAGAACCUGCUGAUAGACGGCAUGCAGAUUCUGUGUGACGAGUUCAGUCGCCCCACUCAUCAGACCCCCUCCAGAAUGUUCUCGUCUGACUCGUACCAACAGACGUUCAUGUCCACUACAAGUUCCCCACCCUCUCCACUGGACAAUCAAGGUGGGACAGUCCCGGUAUCCGAGGUCUUCUCUGACCCGGUACAGAUUGCUGGAUUCACAGGAAAGUCCAGUCUGAAAGUCAAACUCAAACAGGAGGAAGGCGUGCAGGGGCCAAAGGUGGAAAUUGAGCUGGAAGUUGGAGGACUCCAUUUGUUGCUGAGUCCCACACAGUUCCACGCUGUCCUUGACCUUGUCAAUGGCUUCCUGUCGCCAAAAUCCAGCAACGAGGGCAGGGAGCGGGCGAGGAGUAAAAGUAAGCCAAUGAGUGAGGAGGAUUACAGGAAGGUGGAGACGGAGUUACAGAGACAGCUCCACUCAGACCGCUUCCACCCCAGCCACAUGGACACACUGACUGCCACGGAUCUCCAAGACAUCAUGACACAUUCCAUUGGGGAUGAGCAGUAUUUUUCACUGGCUCCUGACCCAAUGGAAUCAUCAGUCAACAGUAACUUUAGCUUGGCUUCAGGCAGAUCUGGAAGCACUGUAACCACCACACGAUCAGGGCCAAGAAAAGAUGGGAAAGCUGCAAAAGAUUCUAUUCAGCGUUUCCUGGACGACCCUUCAGCAGAGCUUUGUAGGUAUCACCUAAGGGCAGUCUUCUUCUCUGUUGCUCUUCUCCACGAAAACCCGUCCCAGAAAGUGGACCUAUCUUCCAGUGCCAAAGCCAACAACAAAAAUCAGAUGAAGGACAUUGCAGCCCAAUAUUUCAAGAAGAUGCACUCGUUCAGUGCGGCGAGUGGAGGAGAGGUGAAGGCCUUACGUGCUGCCUUCGCAGAGGCAUUGCCUCAGGACCAUCUCAGGUUGAUAGGUAAACCGGUGAAUAUAGAGAUUGUUGAGAGAACAGCCCCUACCCACCAUUGUUUGACGGUAGACGUAACUGCUGGUUUUCUAGAUGUGGUAGAAUGUCUGUUCAACAGAACUCUUCAGACUAUUGAGCCAGACUACACCGAGAUUCUGGUAUUCCCCCGAGAUGUCUCAACCAAACAGGGGCACAUGUACAGUAGCAUGCACUCAGGUGCACCUGCACUCAAGGCCCAUGUCAAGUCAGUGCAGCAAAACAAGAGAUCACAAAGGUCUUCAGGUGGACCCAGGACAGAGAUUAGCGUCAAUUUGGCCAAACUGGAGUGUGAAUUGGAUGUGACAAUUAUAGACAGGAUAGGAAGCCUGAUAAAGCCCUCUCCUCACCGCCCAUACAAUGGCAGCACUGCAGCCUCACAGGGGGGUCCAUUGUACAGUUUCUCCCAGACGAUGGAGGAUGAGUCUGCUUCAGACGAGACAAAGAUUGAUCUCAGUGUCAACUGUCCUGAGGUCAAACUGACACUCAGAUUUCCAAUCCCUGAUCUGAGGAAUGGGUCAGAGGUCACUAAGCUGCCCUGGUGGCAGAAGAACCUGAGGGACGAGCUGCUGAUCCUGGAUUUACAGGAGGCCCGGUUCCAGACUUCCUUCCUGUCUAACCAGCCAAUCCAGCAAGUCGAGGUCUCCAGCAGAAAUGUGCUAGGGUCUUUCCGUAUUGAUCCAAACCAGAGUGCAGUCCCUUUUGCAUUUGUUAGCUGUGAGGGAAUUGAUGGACAAGAGGGCUUCAACUUCCCACAGAUAAUAAUUAAGUUUACGGAACAGACCAUCUCCGUUCUGGAUGAAGAAAAUCCAGACUCCGAUAACAGUAUUCCUAUGGACUCGUUGAAUGGUGCUUGUGAAUUUGCCAAACAAGACACGUCACCUUUUUCUACAAAGAAACACAUGUAUGGGAAGGGGGAGAUGUCUGACCAAGCUACUCAGCAUGUCAGUGAUGAGAUGGUGAUGCCUGGCAACAGAGAGGACAUGGCCGACUUCCAGGAGAGAGCCUCGGCCAACUGCCUGACCCUGGUCCAGCUAGUCCUACCCCUCAUCAACCUCUACAUUCCAGACCAGAAGUUCUAUGAAGUUCUGUACAAUAGGAUUAGCAAUGAUCUGUUGCUAUGGGAACCAAUGGCACCUGCUCCAAUUCCGACCCAGGAAGUUGGGCCUGGGUCUAUCCAGCCAUUUGAUCUUAGCUGUUAUACUCAUGUCCUGCAGGAAAAUUUUAGUAUGGCAAAGUCAGCAAUACAGUAUGACUCUUCAGAUGAGGAGGAAGAUAGUAGUUUUGGUUACUACAGUAUUCAUGACAACAAGCAUCCACGCAGGACAUUUGACCAGAAGUCAAGGCCAAGUAAGAUGUGUCUGUCACUCAAGAUAGACAAAGGGAAAAUCACAGCAAGGACCGACUCAAAGGCUGAGGAUUGCCAUGGGGAAGUUAUGGGUGUGGUCAAGGAUGCCAAUCUGUUUGUGGCCUCCAGUUACCAAAGAAACCCACUGCUUCAGUAUAUCUGCUUCUAUUGCAAUAAAGCAACUUUAUAUCAUAAUGCUGCAGUUCCAGAUAAAAAGGAAGAAUUUGAGAUAGAGAAUUUGGACUUUGAGACAAUCCCUGCCCACCUGGAGAAGAGUUGUAUUAUAGAUAGAUCUGAGCCUGGGGUUCUGUGUCACCAGUCAGCUGAUGUCGAGUCCACGGUCAGGGACAUGGUGUCAGUGGCGGUCAGAAUCAAGCUCGACUCCACCCCCCUCAGUGACCUAACGCGGGAUGAGAAAAUCAAGGAGUUUACAGUAGCAGUUGGUGUCACUGGAGCAACUCUAAGACACAAGAUGGCCGAAACAGAUAUGAGCUGGAUAUCUCAAAUUUUGAACUUUUUGGAUGUGAAGGACUACGACAUCCUUGGAUAUGUUACUCCAAAAAUCCUGACCGAGCUACACGUACAUCUCUGGGACUGCGCCGUGGAUUACAGACCAUUGCAUCUACCCACCAAAGGAGUAGUAGCAGCCAAUUACUUCAGUAUCUCCAGUAACAUCGUGGCCAACUCCCAGACAUCGCUGCUAAGGUUUGUCUUGGAGGAUGCUGGGAUGUAUUUGUCUCAAAAGAAAGGGAGAGAAUCCACUGUCGACCUCAAAAAAGAUUAUGUAUGUGUGCUUGAUGUGGAAAGUUUUGAAUUGGAAUUGCGUACAAGUGAUGGAAAAGAUCCAAAGUUUCCAAAGAUGGACUUGCGGCUCCGAACCAACAAGAUCAACAUGAGGACGUGUACCGACUCUUGUAAGGCUCUGUUUGAGUUGAUUCGAUACUUUGCUAACGAUGGCGACCUCGUGGAGUAUGAGGAGGAGCCCACCAAUAAACGCCAGAGUCUGGACCUAGAGAUGAUGAAUAAGGAGGAGGCCUCUAGUGAUGAGGACUCAAAGAAGAAAGAGUUGAGCGAGUCCAGAUUGGAAAACCUUUCCUCUCAUCUGGAGGAUGCCAUGCAGGAAUCUGGAUCCGGAUCAGAUAAUGAUGGAAUCGAAAGCUCCAAACAAAGUCCUAACAAAACAGAAGUGUUCUUUGUGGCCCAGGGGGAGAGGACGGAUGCCCAGGUGCCCCCUGCAGGGGUGAUGCGACCUAUUGUGAUAACAGCCAGUGCCGACUCGGUAACCAGUAGUGCUGUGUCAGAGAGAACUGAUAUCUUCAGCGAUGAGGAGGAGGAGGAAGAGGACUUCUGUAUCAUUGACGAUGCAGGGCUGGGCAUCACUCCAAGAGAUGGAAAGCCAGAGGUAAAGAUAUUCACCGAUGAGCCGAUAGAGAUCAAAGACAACUACUUCAGUCAGCCUCAUGGUAAAACGGAUCUUCUGAAAGCCCCCGACCACUUCCCUAACGCCGAGUACAGGUACACCCUAAAGGAGCUGACCAUCGUCUGGCAUAUGUAUGGAGGGAGCGACUUCUCCGAUACACCCGUCCAACAGAAACCGGUGGAAACAGAAGUGGUGAUGUCUAGAAAAAUGAAGGAUUAUGGAGAAUAUGUAACAGAGCCUUCCAUACGAUUUGCCUCCAAAGGGUCGUCAGUGGACCGUAUCCCGUGGACACAGCAUGGAGGGGUGGGGAGGGACCACGACACUCUGAUGGAGCUCCAGCUCACUAAGGUGAGAUUUCAGCACGAGAGGUACCCUGGUCACACAGAGCAGGCCUCUAGACAGGUGCUGAUUAUCAGUGAUGCCGAAAUCAGGGACCGACUGUCUGACUCCAAGAUCAACAAGUUUCUGUACCAGUACUCCUCUGAAAACUUGCCAAAACAGACCAACUCCAACAUGGUGUACAUAAAAGCAUUACACAAGAGACCAGAUCCCAGUGUAAAGACUGAGGAGUGCUCACUGAGAGUUUCUCUACAGCCACUGAGACUCAAUAUUGACCAGGACUCCUUGUUCUUCCUGAAGAAAUUCUUCACAGAAAUAACCGGUGGUAAUGUAGAUAAUCCCUCUGACCCUGACCCCAAACAAAGGGCAAGGUCAGUAUCUGGAGCCAGUGGAGCUCCAGCCCCUGUGAUAACAGUUGGUCAACCAGAGUGCCCCGGGGAGGAAAGAACCCCCCAAGAACUAUUGAUGAAGUUUGAUGAGAUGCAGCAGAGCUUAGCCAGUCAAGGAUCGGUGAUGUCAUCUGCCUCUGUUGCCAGUAGUGACUCAGAUCGCACGGAGCAGUCUCAACCAGUGUUCAUCAAAAACUUCAUGUUUUCUCCUGAUGUGCCAAUCAGACUUGACUACCAUGGAAAGAAAUGGGUCGACAGAGAACAUGGGACCCUGGCGGGUGUGUUGGUGGGACUGGCCAGUCUUAACUGUUCUGAGCUGAAGUUGAAGAGGCUAAAUUAUAAACAUGGGCUUCUAGGGAUGGAUAAGCUUCAGGCUUACUGUAUCAAUGAGUGGAUCACGGACAUCCUGAAGAAACAGCUUCCCAGCAUUCUGGGCGGUGUAGGACCAAUGCACUCAUUUGUACAAAUAGCACAAGGAAUUCGAGAUCUCUUUUGGCUGCCUGUGGAGCAAUACAAGAGAGAUGGCCGAUUUGUUCGGGGGAUGCAGAGAGGGGCGACCUCCUUCUCCACCUCCACUGCCAUGGCGAUGUUAGAACUGACCAACCGAGCCGUCCAAUCUGUUCAGUACGUUGCUGAAGUGACGUAUGACAUGGUGACGCCUGGACCCAGCUGUCGAGUUCAGCGACGCAGACUGAGGGGUCCUCCAGCUGAUGUCAGAGAGGGUGUGGAGAAUGCUUACAUCGCCAUAACAGAGGGCUUCAGUAACACAGCAUAUAACAUUGUGGAGGUGGCAACAAAAGAACACCAGCAGAAAGGAAUGACGGGGGCGGUGGGGGCGGCCAUUAGACUGGUUCCCCCAACAGUUCUCUCCCCUGUCAUCAUAGCCACUGAGGCCACCUCCAAUGUCCUAGGGGGCAUGAGGAAUCAGCUGCAGCCAGAUGCUAGAAAAGAAGAUGAAGAGAAGUGGAAAGGGAACCAGACUUAAGGGACUAGUCAAGACUGUUACUGUUGACUUUGUUAAAUGUAUUAUCCAGCCUUGUGACUAUAUAUCUUCCUCUUCAUGUGCAAUAUGCAAUACCCAGAACAUUGUGAAUGAAAAACCAAAAAAAUUAGGGAGGUAAAGCAGUUACAUAUUGCAGGCAUUAUUGACUUCCAUUUCUGUAAUUGUAUUCCAAUGUAAAAAGUGAUAUUUUAUUAGUUAAUAACAUAGACAAGAUUUUUAAGAAAUAAAAAAGAAAACAUGUAAGAGGUAUCCACUUUCAAUUCUUUAGAAUAUAUAAUAAUAUGAAAUAAGAAUGCCUUCUUCUUUUGGAUUUAUAGUUAAAUUGAUACUUUAUAUUUAUCGCAGUCUCAUUUAUACAUAUGCAGUACUGGUAAUUCAUAUUUUUGUGUGUUGUUAAAUACUGGCUUGCCACCCUAUGAUAUUGUACCUGUGGAUACUAUUGUAUUUUAGUGAUAUUUACUUAUGUUUUGUGAACCUAGUGGUUUGCAUAUUACCUAACAUCAAAAAUCAUACAAACACAAAUGCUAUUUUCAAACUGUGGUAAAUAUCCCUCGCCCAGAAAUGUUCAUGUUAACAGUACAGAAGGGUUGGAGUCUUGUCUACUAGUCGAUGCAUAGUUGUAUAACUACAGGGCUUUCCUUACAAAAGAAAUGCGUUUUAUAUGUAAACAUGUAAUGCAUGGUUGUUGUUGUUGUCAGUCAGCUGACUGAUCAUGUGAUGUUCAUGAAUGAUGAAGUUCUGUUACAGUUGUUUGUUUGCCAGAUUUGUAAAUCAUUGUGCAAUGUUCAUAUCAGUUUUAUUGAUUUGUAUCAUAUGUGAUAAAUUUUAUAAUUCAUUAAAUGACAGAAACUGUC